GCUGAUGAAUUAAUAGAACAAUGCCUAGCAGAGGCAGACCCUCUUAUUCGUUAUGGUGGUGCCUAUGCUAUUGGUCUUGCAUACUGCAAUACAGGAAAGAGCAGCAGUUCUUUCUUUAGGGUUUGUCCUUUGUUCUCAUAG
This is a messenger RNA of Eimeria maxima, 141 nucleotides long. RefSeq lists its product as hypothetical. The record is from RefSeq and is a predicted model, not a curated record. The transcript has 2 exons. NCBI's taxonomy places the organism in Eukaryota, Apicomplexa, Conoidasida, Eucoccidiorida, Eimeriidae. The annotation marks the transcript as partial.